AUGGAAGAGAAAGUUGGGAGAUCAAGAUUCAAGAGGGUUUGUGUGUUUUGUGGCAGCAGUACUGGAAAGAGGAACUGCUACAAAGAUGCUGCCAUUGAAUUAGCCCAAGAGCUGGUGUCAAGAAGGCUGGACCUUGUCUAUGGAGGUGGUAGCAUUGGGCUCAUGGGUCUGGUUUCUCAGGCUGUUCAUCGUGGUGGAGGGAAUGUUCUUGGGAUCAUACCUAGGACUCUAAUGUGUAAAGAGAUAACAGGUGAAACAGUUGGAGAGGUAAGGCCAGUAGCCGACAUGCACCAAAGGAAGGCAGAAAUGGCCCGCCAUUCUGAUUGUUUCAUAGCCCUACCAGGUGGAUAUGGAACUUUGGAGGAGUUGCUAGAAGUGAUCACUUGGGCACAGCUUGGCAUCCAUGACAAACCUGUGGGUUUGCUCAAUGUUGAUGGCUACUACAACUACCUUCUCACUUUUAUUGACAAAGCCGUGGAUGAUGGCUUUAUCAAGCCUUCUCAGCGCCACAUCAUAGUCUCUGCCCCCAAUGCCAAAGAGCUUGUUCAAAAACUUGAGGAGUACGUGCCUGUGCAUGAUGGAGCCAUAGCCAAAGCAAGAUGGGAGGUUGAGCAACAGCAGCAGCAGCAACAGGUGGGGUUCAAUGGAGCAGCUACUUUGCAGACUGAGAUAGCUUUGUAA
Prunus armeniaca (apricot) is the source of this 681-nucleotide messenger RNA. The record is from the annotation of a GenBank genome assembly. Lineage: Eukaryota; Viridiplantae; Streptophyta; Magnoliopsida; Rosales; Rosaceae.